Cyprinodon variegatus (sheepshead minnow) is the source of this 1540-nucleotide messenger RNA. It is a transcript of the gene rgs9bp, whose product is annotated as regulator of G-protein signaling 9-binding protein B-like. The transcript has 3 exons. Gene Ontology annotation, cellular component: neuron projection. Lineage: Eukaryota; Metazoa; Chordata; Actinopteri; Cyprinodontiformes; Cyprinodontidae. Bases 245 to 1030 code for a protein of 261 amino acids. Gene Ontology annotation, biological process: G protein-coupled receptor signaling pathway. The record is from RefSeq and is a predicted model, not a curated record.
UUGGACUUUCCCGCUCUGGCCUCCAAAAGCAUGUUCUGCGCGUGUAAUUGCAGUUUAUUUGCAGAUGGGGUAUUUCACUCUGCAACAUGCUGCCUUGGGACUGAGCGCAUCCAGGCUCUGAGGCGCUGAAUGAAGCAUCUUCCAGUGAGACAAGAGGAGCAGGGGCAGCCAGAGAAGUGAAGGGCAGAGGGGCCGAAAUCUCGCCUGCUGUGGCAGAGUCUGAGACUCUGUGCAAAUCAUCCUCAUGCCACUUGUAAAUAACAAAGUUGGCGAUGAUUGCACAGCAAGCGGAGACAAGGCUUUGGCCGAUGGACAGGCUUUGGUGGAUUCUUUGAUAAAGGUUGUGGCUUGUUAUCGGCAUUUGGCCUCAUGUGUAGGUGGGAGCACGGACAACCUGCAGCUUCGCGAUGAGCUCCGACAAACGAGAGAAAAGGCCCAGAAGUUGGCCGGGGACAUCUGCAAUCACCUGACCACCCACCUCCGGGACAAGAGUCUGCCUGAAGGACAGCGUAAGGAGAUGGAGCUCCUUUGGGUGGCCUUCUCCUCAUCUCUAGAGCUUCUACACGUCGACAUGUGCAAAGUUUGGAACAUGAGCGGGAUUUUUUCACUGGCUGACUCCUCAUCACUCGUGCACACCGGCGUAGAAGGAGGAUGCAGUGAGGUAGCAGCUCGGGCUCUGAGUUUGCCAGACAUGAAUGAGGCUGAGACAAAAACACUCCCUGAAGGCCUCGAGAGCCAAGAACGCAACACCAUGGAGCUAGAAAUCAACCAAAUCGACCGCAUGAUUGAUGACAUGGAGAUGAAAGUCAACGUGCUGCGCUGGAUGGUGGAGCCCCAUGGGCCGCAGUAUGCAGACCCGCUCAGCAGCACUGACAGCGCCUCCAUGGCUCUGGUUCCAGUAGACGAGGAGCAACAGGCUACUGGAUCUCAAGCUCUUUGCCAGCGGAGCCACAUAUUUGUGCUCUUACUGCUGUUUGGUGUUAUUUUCGUAGCAGCCACUUUAUCUGUCUGUGUUUUCCUUUUCUCAUGAGCAAAACCUUAAAGAAUUCAACUUAUUGGUCUUUUUCAGUCAGACUAAAAUACUCAUUAAGACUGUAAAGUGGAAAGCUUUGCAUUUACAUCCCUCACUGAUUUUUCAGAGAGUGAGGAAAUUGCUCAUAAACAGUACACCAGACUUAAUCCAUAUGCCAGCUAGUGUCCCAUUUUUACAUUUAAUUGGAAUCUACCAUAUGCUUCUUAAGUUCAGAUUAGUCAUGUAAAUGCAUGUCUGCCAGUUAGGACGUUUUUCAUAAUCUGAAAUAAUCUAGACCUGAUUAUUAAGGUGCAUUUCCAUUUUUGUACUAUGCUGUCAGACUGUAUAAUUUGGAAAAUCAAUUGGACUUUUAGGACAGAAUCCCUAAAAAAAAAAAAUGUACCAUUGCAUCUUACACAGCUUCUGCAUACAUAACACAUAGUAAAAGUAAGAAAAAAAAAUGCAGCUUUAAAUUUUAUCUUAUUAAAUCAAUAGCACUCAGAGCACUGUGACCUUUCUGACAAAUGC